This is a messenger RNA of Peronospora matthiolae, 381 nucleotides long. Lineage: Eukaryota; Oomycota; Peronosporomycetes; Peronosporales; Peronosporaceae. The record is from the annotation of a GenBank genome assembly.
AUGGUACCAAGUGCAGCUCUCGCUUCACUUCCACGGCUCCACCACGACACGUCUUUGCGGACUCCUCAGUCAGCAUUGGGAGUCUCCCCUCUGGCGCCGGAAGAGACACGGGCAGAGCGUGAAUUGCUGAGCUCUUUACCGGAGUUUCAAGAGGCAGCACAGGUGCUGCUGGGCCAAGGAGGAGAAGCAGCGAAGCUCUUGCCCGACUAUAAACGGGCGGGAAAACGCGCUGCCGAAGCUCCAGCGCACCGUCGAGAUCUGCCGUUCGUCCAUGGGCUUCCAGAGCGUCUAUUUGCAGGCAGCUUUACGCCACUUGGUGGCUACGCUCGUAAUGAAAGGCGACGUAGCGGCGGCCAGAAAGGUCAUGCAAGAACGUGGUGA